Molecule: messenger RNA, 1793 nt
Organism: Plasmodium vivax (malaria parasite P. vivax)
Lineage: Eukaryota; Apicomplexa; Aconoidasida; Haemosporida; Plasmodiidae
Product: DNA-directed RNA polymerase II 13.3 kDa polypeptide, putative
Exons: 4
Coding region: 1413-1793 (126 amino acids)
Biological process (GO): transcription by RNA polymerase II
Cellular component (GO): RNA polymerase III complex; RNA polymerase I complex; RNA polymerase II, core complex
Molecular function (GO): DNA binding; protein dimerization activity
Source: RefSeq, a predicted model, not a curated record
GGGGGGAAAUUUUUGUGCAAAAGCGCGAUCGAAUAAAUGGCACCUUUAAACCGCCCUUUGUGGGCCAUCACAAAAGUAGUGAAGAAUAAACACAUUGGAAGGAAAAUACUUUACCAAAAUGAAUAAAAAAUAAUUUCCUUAAAAAGAGUACAAUACAUUUUUACACAAUCGCUCCUUCUGAAAAUAAAGCACAUGGACAAAAAAUAAAAUUUUAAAAAAAAGGAAAACCAACUAUUUCGUAAAAAUGAAUAACGCCUUUCUUUUUUCCCCGUUUCCUUUUCCCUGCCAUAUGUUUGCUUUCACACUGUUGAGAAAAAAGGACAAUACAACAAAAUUUUCACUCCCCCAAUAGGGGCAUUUCAACAGCCUAUAUAUUUCUUAUGAACCUUUUUGUGUCUUCUUCUGAGAGGAAACGAGAAAUUUUCAUACAUCGGCAUGCGUCAUCCACAUGUGGAACACCUUUCCGCCCUAUUAAAAACUCCAUUCGUGUUAAAAUUACGUAGCUGGCGAUUUUCCAUAAGCACUUGCUGGUUCCCUUUCUGCUUAUUCAUUUCCCCAUUUUUCGCCCUUUGCUGUACCUUCAUGAAAUGUUCAGGAACACUAAGCGCCUCCAUCUUGCUUACAUUUUUGCGCAUACAACUUAUGCGUGCGGGAAAAAACAUGUUCACUUAACAUCCACAAAAUUUUCCAACGCAGAAGAGGGGGAAGGUGAAAACUGCUCUUCCGUUCGCAUAAUGGAAGCAUAUAUAUGUAUAUAUAAAUGUCCUUAAGCGCACGCACAGUUUGGAAAAAAUGACAACUUCGCUGCGUGGUGAAGAUCGCCGCUUCAGCGCAUCCCUUUUUGUGCUUCACAAUUUGUAUGCCCUUCAAAAUGAAAGGAAAAAAAAAAAAAAUUCCAUAUUGCCGCUACAUUUUGUUAUAAAAAUAAAUAUGCUCCUGGGAAUUUUCCCAACCCACUUUUUACAUCGUUAAUUUGAAAAGUUUGCCGUUCCUUCCCUGUUUACCAACGCUGAAAAAAGCGCUCUUUUUUUUUCCCCACCCACAAUAAAACUGCCGUAAUAGCGUAAAAGCAUUACAAUUUUACAUUAACGUGAAAAGAAAUUACUUCCUUUCUCACAAUUUAUGCUAAGCUAUUAGCGAAUAUUUAUACAUUUACAUACGUAUGUACAUUUUACUUUCGUCCCUUUUGCAACAACUGAUCCGAACAUUUCUCCUGCGCAAAUUUGAGUGAAACAUCCCCUCGAAGAGAAGGAAGAAUAAUCGUGACAUUACUUCUCUUCGCAAGUUAAGGGAAAAAAAAAAAAAGAAAAAGGAACGAUCAAUAAUGAGGUGGAUUUAAUUCUACUGGUAGAGUUUCCACCCGCAGUCUUCAUCUUAGUCGAGCGAAUCCUUAACACAAAAGAAUCUCAAAAAUGUCUGUCCCAACCUUAUCGAAUAAGCCAGAAAACAUCGACCUGCUUGUGCUGGCGCCCGGAGAAAAAAAAGUCAGUUGCGAAAUAUCGGAGAAGGGCGAUUGCAAUAUAUUUACCAUAAAACUGGAGGACCACACCAUAGGGAAUUUGAUAAAGCAGGCACUUUGCCAAGACCCCAAGGUCACGUUCGCAGCAUAUAGACAACCGCAUCCUCUGCAAAACACCAUCGAAAUAACCAUCAAGCCGAAGGGCUAUGCGGGGGUUAAGUUGCUUUCAGAUAAUGUGAACAGUUUGCUGUCCGAUGUGUCCCAGCUGAGGGAAACGUUUAAGAAAAAGGUCCAACGAUACAAGGACAAAAGUGUGUAUUACGCAGACGAGUGA